Molecule: messenger RNA, 4374 nt
Organism: Neoarius graeffei (lesser salmon catfish)
Lineage: Eukaryota; Metazoa; Chordata; Actinopteri; Siluriformes; Ariidae
Product: programmed cell death 1 ligand 1
Exons: 8
Coding region: 83-1021 (312 amino acids)
Biological process (GO): cell surface receptor signaling pathway; positive regulation of T cell proliferation; immune response
Cellular component (GO): external side of plasma membrane
Source: RefSeq, a predicted model, not a curated record
GUGUUAUUGUUGAUGCUGUGUCUCAGAAAGAAAGUUCAGCAAAGCUCACAUGUUCACUAACAGCCUUUAACGCUGAGGAUUUAUGAUAAAGACCAGAAGAACGGUACCAAUGAGGGGUGAAAUAUUCACAUUGCUCUUUGUCACGUGGCCAUGUCUACAAGCCCUCUUCAUUGUAGAGUCAGAACAAGAUUCCUACAAUGGAGAGCUCCACGAUAAGAUCACAAUGGGAUGCCGGUUUUCACACGUUCCAAACGUCUCACAAAUAUCAGUCAUUUGGAAGCGCAUCAAACCUCUACCGGGAGUGGAUAUCUACAAGUUGGAUAAUGGUAUCGAGAACUACAACUUCACUAACAAGCAAUUUCAGCCACGUGUGCGACUCCUGAGGGAGGAGCUGAAGAAUUUUCGGGCUGUACUUGAGCUGUCGCAGCUUCAUCUGAAUGACUCGGGAACCUAUCAGUGCAUUGUGAUCCAGGAUGAGCUUGACUACAAGCAAACCGAGCUCACCGUCCAAGCACCAUAUAAGGCAAUUAAGAAGACCGUCAAGAGGCUAAGUGAAAAGGAGGUGGAGCUUUCCUGCGAGUCCCAAGGCCUCCCAUUGGCCCAUGUGACUUGGAGCAAUGACAAGCUCAUGGGGCCACAGUUGACACACCGCUCGGAGAGCAGCCAGGCAAAAAACAGCGACGGCGUCUUUGUCGUCACCAGCAGAUUGUCUGUCACACAUGAUGUCAACAAUUACACCUGUUCCUAUAUGACUGACGACGGCAAAACGAACCUGACAGCUACGUUCAGGAUCCCAGCUGAAAUUCCUGAGGACCCGAAAGGGGCUACAGGCUACGCAGCUAUUGCCGUGUUAAUUCUGAUGUUCAUGGGGUUCAUCUUUGCCUUGCUGUUUCUGUGCAGGAGAAAAAAAGGGCAAACAAGUACGGGCUCACCUGAUUGUGAAGCACCUGGACAAAACCUGACGUCGACUGACCAUUUACUCCCAAAGCCUGACUUCAGAGUUUCUUUUACGUCAGCGUAGAAAAACCAGCAUGCCAACAUACAGCCCGUCCUCCCAGGCCUGAGGAAAACCAUGCUUCAAAAACGGAAAAUAAGGGACCGGCAAAACCAUAACAGCCCAAAGUCUUGAUUUCUUCUUGGGCUCAUUACUUCAUCUCAGACCUUUUCAACAUCGGAGGGCUCCAAGGUGUGAUUUUAGCAGACAUCAAGGGAGCUUCAGGAGAUUUCUUCCAAAUACUGAACUCCAAGAUUGCAGCAGAAGCAGGACUGCAGACACACAAACAAACAGACAAUCUCAAAGACUUUCUUCUAGGGAACAAGGCCAGUCUUCUUAUCCUGGAUGGUUAUAAAGAAGAAUACAGAGACCUGGAGGAAUCGUAGCAUGCCCUGAAGAGCACGGCGUUCUGGGAGAAACAGACAGGCAGCAUGAGUUCUCGAUGGAGCAGACAAGUUCAUGGCGUUAUGCAACGGAUUCAAGGAAUUGAAGUGCUUGACUUUGUUAUGGUUUUAAAUUCUUGCGUAGUUUUAUUUCCGUCUUCUGUGUUCAGACUAGAAAGUCAGAAGUCGCUAGUGCUGCUUGUAUUUUGUCUCUUGUGUGUGCGUGCAAUGUUCAGGAUUCAUCUGAAACCGUAGUAGAUAUAAACAGUCUACCUUCAAAAGAUAACGAGUUAAUAUUUUUAUAUUACGUGCGAGGAUUUGUAUUCGCGUCACUGAUAAGUCAGGAAAGCAACCUAACUAGACUGCCUACACACACCAGAGGCAUCAACAAUCUCUGUGUCUUUCCAAGCUUUAUUUUACUAAAUAAUGUCUCUAUGGACGUACAGUGGCAGGUUGUGUGUCCAAGUGGUAGAUCCAGUCCUUCCUCGCAGGCCCGAGGGAAACUGUGCAUCUAAGUUGCAAACACUGUUCUUCCAUUUUUGUGUGUCAAACAAUAAAUAGGAACUAUUAGCAGGUGGGAACUGAAAAAAACCCAACAACCAUCAGAUCACACAAGCCAUAGGAUUGGUCUGAGGAUUAGUUUGUCUCUGUCAUUGAAAUUUUCGUUCCAUGUUGUGUAUAUGUAUACAUACAGUCUUGUGCAAAAAAGUCUACGUCACGUGUAAAGAAAUGCCCUCGACCAAAAAUGGCUUAAAAAUAAUGAAAUGAAAUGUUUCAAUAUUUUAAAAAAAUACUAUAAACAGUAAUCAGUAAGCCAUAAUAAAUGAAGCAAAGUCAGUAUUUGGUACAAGACAACUCUUUGCUUUAAAAAAAAAAUAAAAAUCCGUCUCAGGUCCAGUGAGUGCAGUUUUAUGCGGAAAUGAGCUGUAGGUUUUACUGAGCAUCUUACAGAACCAGCCACGGUUCUUCUGGACACUUUGACCGUCACACUCGCUUCUUCAUUUUGCACCAAGACCCAGUAGCCUUCAUUAUGUUUUCUUUUUUAAUCUGAAAAGUGCUCUCUUAUGCCGUACAGACUUUUAUUUUGUACAAGUCAUGAAAUAGAAAUCAAUAAAGUUUGUAUGAAAAAAAUAGGGGGCUAAGACUUUUGCACAGUACUGUAUAUGUAGAAUGAGCAUAGGGUUACUUAGGGUAGGUGAUAUGUAUCUAUUGUGGACAUCAGUGAGUCAAAUAACCAGCAAGUUGGUAGCUCUAAUAUUAAAUCUUAAAAUCUUUUUUUUUAUUAUUAUAAUCUUUUUUCCUGUUUAACCUAUUUUUGUAAUAUAUAUAUAUAUAUAUUUUUUUCUUUUUCCAUAGAUAUUCUCAAUGUUUUGAUGGCACUUUUUCUUUAAUCAAAAGUCUGUAUCAUAAUACUGUUCUUGUAAAAAAAAAAAUGUAUUUUGAGAAUAUCGCAGUGUGAAUUUUUUUCCCCUCCACGGCACUCAGCCUUGUUUUAUGCAGCAACAAAUCAAACGUACAUUGACGACACAGGCAGAAAAACAUUUUUUUAUACUUUAUACAACUGUUUUUUAAUUUUAUGUACUUUUGUUAUAUUGCACAUAAAACAAACAAACCAAAAGUUUACAGUCGUGUCAAGUGCACCAAAACAGUGUUUCUACUUUCAGCUUUCUGUAUAAUAAUUUAAAUGUAUAUAUUGCAUAGACACGAGCGUUUUAGUGUGAAAUACACCGCUCGUGUUUUUCCAUCCGGGACGUGGAGAACCAAAACUGGGACAGAAAUCUCUAUCUGUGACUCGUGAGGAAAUCGAUGAGUGAGUUGUUUUGAUAAAUUUGGGGACUUUUUGUUUGUGAAUGUGUCGAUUAUAAUAAAAGGAAAAUCACGCGUUGGCUUGAAAAUAUGAAGUUUAUCUUCUCGUGUUGAAAAACUCACAUCAUAGAUCUGCGUGACAGAUUUGAAUAAUAUUGUCUGGUGUUGAGUGGUCUAUCAGAUAUAUUCCAUUCAGCGAGCAUGAUACUGAACGAGUCGAAGAUGAGUAGCUGAAUGGAAUAUAUCUGAUAGACCAUGAAAAAAAGCCAGCCAAUAUUAUUAUUAUUAUUAUUAUUAUUAUUCAUACGCAUUUCUUUCGGGUGUUCAACGCGUCUUUCUCUUUCAAAAUUCUCUCAAAAUCUUCCGUAUUUAACGAAGCAAACCUGGCGGCCAUGUUUGUUUACAAAUUGUCCCAGUUGCUCACUCGCUAACGCGGACGUUUUUUGAACGUGUGACGUCACGUUGUCUUGACAGCCGUGCAAUAUCGUAAGCCAUAUUCAACGCUCAUUCUCCACUGGGUAGAGUGACGUAAUACACGCAGGAUAAGCGAUAUGCUAACAAUAUUGCAUGCUAUCGAACCAAAUGAAUGAAACCCGCUCGAAGGGAAUAGAACAUGUUUUUAUUCCAUUGAAAAAGUGUCCUGUAUGUGUAUAUAAUAAUUCCCGAUAUUUCACGCCGAUGAUAUCACUCACAGCAUUUUCCCGCUGGCUAGACACGUGUUGUCAAAAUGGCAAACCGGUUCAAAAUUAAAAUAAUUUUGAUCAACUUGCGUUUUUUGUUGUUGUUGUUGUUGUUGUUGUUGUUGUUGUUUUUGUGUGUGGAUGUGUCCAUAUAAUAUAAAGAACAUUGCACGACGGCGUGAAGGUAUGAAGUUUAUCUUCUCAUGCCGAAAAUACGUUCACCACUCAAAGAUGAACUUCAUCUCUUCACGCGACUGUGUAACAUCUGCUGUAUUUUAACAGACAAAUGUGUACUUUUUCUUUUCUUUUGAAAUUGCACAACUUCUUCCAAGAUUUAAUGACUCAAGCCACUUCUCUUUGCUAAGUGAGGAAAGCACAGAAGUAGUUCACAUACAUUUAUUUCCGCCACAAAAGACUGAUGUGAGCCAAAACUUUUGCACUGUACUAUUUGUAUGAUGAUGUACAAGACAUUGAAUUGAGGUUUGGAAUAAAAUGUAUGUUUUAUAUAUAA